Molecule: messenger RNA, 711 nt
Organism: Engraulis encrasicolus (European anchovy)
Lineage: Eukaryota; Metazoa; Chordata; Actinopteri; Clupeiformes; Engraulidae
Product: glutathione S-transferase Mu 3-like
Exons: 2
Biological process (GO): glutathione metabolic process
Molecular function (GO): glutathione transferase activity
Source: RefSeq, a predicted model, not a curated record
CGAAAACUUUGAAAAGAUGGCAAUGACUCUGGCAUAUUGGGAUAUUCUAGGGCUCGCGCAGCCCAUCCGUCUGCUGCUGGAGUAGGCCUACACCGAGACCGAAUAUGAAGAGAAAGUCUACGCGUGCGGUGAAGCUCCCAAUUAUGACAAGAGUUGCUGGUUCGAUGAGAAAUUCAAACUUGGGAUGGAUUUCCCCAAUUUGCCUUAUCUUGUGGAUGGAGACAGGAAGAUUGUCCAAAGCAAUGCCAUCAUGAUGAGGUACAUCGCCAGGAAGCACAACCUCUGUGGGGAAAGCGAGGAUGAGAAGGUGCGUGUGGACCUCAUCGAGAACCAGUUCAUGGACUUCCGCAAUGGCUUUGUCAUGCUGUGCUACACAGACUUCGAGAAGAUGAAGCCUGGCUACCUGAAGAAGCUUCCUGGCACCCUGAAGCAGUUCUCCGAGUUCCUGGGAGAGCGGAGGUGGUUCGUAGGGGACAAGAUCACCUUUGUGGACUUCAUCGUGUAUGAGCUCCUGGACCAACACCGCAUGUUUGAGGACAAAUGUCUGGACGACUUCAAGAGCCUGAAGGCCUUCCUUGACCAUUUUGAGGCUCUUGACAAGAUCUCAGCGUACAUGAAGUCCAACCGGUUCAUGAAGACUCCUGUAAACAACAAGAUGGCCAAGUGGGGAGGCAAGAAGGAGUGAACCCGUCCCGCACCUCCAAACCCCAU